AUGACUGUUAGCUACAAUCUCUCCGUGUCCACAUCACAUCCGUGGACAUUUGUACGUCUUUUCUUCAGAUGGAAAGGUUCUGUAUGGAAAGCGGUUUGGAUACAGUAUGUGAUCUGGCUUGGAUUAUUUAGCAUUGUUAGUGUGAUUUAUCGAUUCGUCUUAACAGAAUGGCAGCGGAGAGCGUUCACUGACCUCGUGGAUUUCGCCAAUUCUCGCCUCUCCUACAUUCCACUCGAUUUGAUGUUGGGUUUCUUUGUGGCUGGUGUACUGAAUCGUUUCUGGUACCUCUACAAUAUCAUCGGAUUCAUGGAUAACAUUGCUCUGAUGACAGCUCUGUACGUUCGUGGCACGUCCGAACGAGCUCGACAGUACCGUAGGAAUAUCGUACGGUACAGUCAACUUACACAGGUCCUCGUUUUUCGUGAUCUAUCAAUGAGAUGUCGUAAACGUUUCCCAACGUUGGAUACGGUAGCCGCAGCAGGAUUCAUGAUGCCACAUGAGAAGGAGAAUUUCGAUGGUAUACAGUAUAACUACAACAAAUACUUUCUUCCAUUCAAUUGGGCGUGGGCGUUGAUCUAUCGGGCCAGGAUGGAGGGACUGAUCGAAAGCGACUACUACGUUACUAUACUUUCCGAGGAAGUUCGCAAAUUUCGAACGGAUCUCGCCUGGUUAUGUAACUAUGAUUGGGUCCCAUUGCCUAUGAUCUACCCGACUAUCGUUUGUCUAGCGGUUCAUACUUACUUCCUUGUUGGAGUAAUAGCUAGACAAUACGUGGAAGGUUCGAAAUUCGAGAGCGAUAUGAUCGACAUGGUAUUUCCGUUUAUGACAAGUAUACAGUUCGUCUUAUACAUGGGAUGGCUUAAGGUAGCCGAAGCUCUUCUUAACCCCUGGGGGCUAGACGAUGAUGAUUUCGAGACGAAUAUGUUGAUCGAUAGAAAUUUAGCGAUGGGUCUAAAAAUUGUCGACGAUGGCUACGGUAAGACUCCUGAACUUCGCAAGGAUGCGUUCUGGGAUGAUCAAUGGGUACCGUUGUAUUCGGAGGAGAGCGCAUGGGAGAAGAAGUAUAAACAUCACGAAGGAUCGCUGAGUCAUAUGAAGCUGGAUCGUUCUGUUUCACAAAUUCGUAUGGUUCCCUUACAUGAGGAUGUGCCAAACGACAACAUUUCGCGUCGACGUUGCAGUUCUGUCAAGGAAAAGAUUGUCAUGGUUAAACCAGAAGAAACAGGUCGACGACCGUCACUUGCCCAAUUCAUACGUUCCGCAUCAAAGUUGAGCCUUCACAAUGAAGUCAGAAAGUUGUCGAAAAAUUCCGCCUCAACGCCACAUUUCUCGUCACAUAUCGUGAAAGAGCCCUCGAUGCGUAUGUCUACAUGCAAUAGCGUUGAGGGGGAUAUCGCUGCGGCCGCCGUCGCCGGGAAUGAGGAGGGAAAUCCCACCACGAAGGCGAACAGCAGCCAUCCGAAGAUGUUCUUCACGUCUUCAAGCGCGACGACGCUCGGUCGCGACGGCACAUCGAGCGGUGAACUUUCACGAGUGAUGACCGCCGACAGCGCGAUGGAAAUGUUCACGAUUGGCGAGAACGAUAUUCGCGUCGCGAUGGAAUCACUCGAGACUGGUUCUGGCGCGGCGGCGGCGACGGCGGUGGCGACGGCCGAGUCGUCGUCGGCGACCGUACAUGCUGCAGGCGACGCUGACGACGACGACGACGAGAAUCGAUCCGGUGAUCGAAACGUUGGCGGGAAACCACCGCUCAAGUUCUCGUUCAGCUCCUAG
Necator americanus (New World hookworm) is the source of this 1773-nucleotide messenger RNA. RefSeq lists its product as uncharacterized. Gene Ontology annotation, molecular function: chloride channel activity. The transcript has 14 exons. The coding region runs from base 1 to 1773 and encodes 590 amino acids. The record is from RefSeq and is a predicted model, not a curated record. Lineage: Eukaryota; Metazoa; Nematoda; Chromadorea; Rhabditida; Ancylostomatidae.